AUGGCGCUCGAUGAGCCGUCUGCCCAGCUCAAUGCCGAGCUCCGAUCCUCCGUUGUUGACUCCCUAGCCUCACGCCGGCCAGUCCUACAUCACCUGAACGACGACACGACAUGGCUGCUCCAGAUCCCUCGACCGGAAGCGGCAGUCAGGCACGGCGCGAGACUCUACUACAACAUCCUGAUUGAUCCGUGGUUCAGAGGAGGACAGACUGAUAUCGCAAGCUGGUUCUCACGACAGUUUCAUGCGACGCCCAGCGCAGUACAGUCCAUCGCGGAGUUAGAAGAGCUGAUUCGUGAGGUGGAACGGUCGGCUAUGGAGUCGGAGCCAGCAGUCAACAAGAGACGGACGAGAGAUCUCGAGGACUUUGUCGCAGCGGAGGAGUCUUUGAUUGAUGCGAUCGCUAUAAAUCACGAAUUCACGGACCACUGCCACAAGGAGACAUUGCUCGAGGUCAACCGCAACGUGCCGAUCUUUGCGUGGAAGGAAGCUGUGAAGAUGAUUGAGAGUUGGAAGCACUUCCGCUCAGUCACCGCGAUUGUCGAAUUUGGCAGCGAUUGCGACAGCGACUGGCGUAAUACCAGCAUACCGCCUCUCCCGGAAUGGAUCGGAAUCAGUCGAUUGACCAAGUCUGAUCUGCACGCAGCGAUGAUGAUUACGUUCAACAACCGCCACGACGAAAGCGCGGAAGCUCUCAUCUACACACCUCACGGUCUUCCCAGCAGCGACUUCCAGAUCGUCCGCGACGCCUCGCCUCCUAUCUCAUGUCUCGCCUUGCUGCACGGGCUGCACAAUGUCCGGCUCGGUACCGCCACAGGUCUGACGGCACUGCAGAUAAAUCUUGGCUCGCAUAACGGACUGAGAUCACAACGGAUGUUGAAUGCAGACUACUGGAUCGGGACUCACGAUGAGGAUAAGAAAGGUCGAGGAUUGAUCGCAUGGUUCUUGCAGAGGGACAUUCUGACGGUGCGGGAUGCUUUGUUGCAAGAAUUUAAAGCGAGAAGAGGAGGCAAAGGGGAUGCACUGGAUAGAGAUGUGGUCACAGUCUUGGAUAGCUUUGAGGCGGCGAAUUGGGUGGAUUUGAGAAAUGGGGAGAGUCAUGUCUUGCUGUAA
Messenger RNA from Zymoseptoria tritici IPO323, 1110 nucleotides. RefSeq lists its product as uncharacterized. The record is from RefSeq and is a predicted model, not a curated record. Lineage: Eukaryota; Fungi; Ascomycota; Dothideomycetes; Mycosphaerellales; Mycosphaerellaceae. The transcript is spliced from 2 exons. The coding region runs from base 1 to 1110 and encodes 369 amino acids.